ACGUGGACUGAAGCUUCUGUCAUCAGAGUGUGAGAGGAAGGAAUAGGAAAGGCGGAUAUUUUAAUUCGGAAGGGGAAGAAGAAGCCAAGGAGAUGUGACUCGUGAGAAACUCAUGUCUAAACAAUUCAUGCCUUCUUCUCCCACGCAACUUUCACACGCCUCUCUCUGCUCUCUCUCCCCUCUCUCUCUCUCUCUCUCUCUCUCCCUCUCUCUCUCCGCUCUCUCGCCUCCUAUCUCUCUCUCUAUAUAUAUACUUUGCGUGUAUGUAUACUCCAUAUAUGCUUAUCUGAGUAGUUAUCAGAUCUCCUUGUAUUUGAGUUUCGCGCUGAAACCUAAACACCUUCUCUCUUACUGUUUGUAGAUUUGGGAAUGUGAUGGCAUUGCUUUGGUUAAGUCCAAUACCAUGUUUGGAAAGUAUUGAAGCAGUAGGCUUUGGUUAUAAUCUGUCGAAAAGUCCAGCGUGUUUUACCCCUGCAAGGAAGUAUGGUACUGCGGCUAGGAAACAGAGAUCCAACUUUAGGUGUUCCUUGUCGAAAGAAAUGUUGAUACCCUUGGACUUUGAAGAGGAUGAUAAUCUGAUUGCAUCAGUCUCUGUGGAAGAAGAAGAAGAACUUGACCAUGUUAUAAAGUUCGAUAUUUCUGAUUUUCAGAUAUGUGAUCGUGUCAGCAUUGGACUCGGUGGAAGGGGGGAUGAGGAAGUUUUUGAAGCUGUAGUUAAAAAUGACAUUAGUCCAUUCUAUAAUACAAAACUCGUACUUCGACGACUUAAUAGUGUCCAAGCUCAACGUAGGGGAAAGCGUGCAAUACAGGUUCUGAAGAAGCUAGCUCGCCGUAAACUCCUGUAUCAUUCUUAUUCUAUGCAAGUACAUGGGUAUGCUUGUUCAUCUGAAACUGAUGAUGAUGGCUCAUUUACCCUUGUUCAUGGGUAUCAUGGUAGUUUUUCACUAAAGCACUGGCUCCAACAAGCGGAUUGGCUUCCAACUUUAGAAGCUACUCUUGCUCUAGAUGAAGAAUCAGCGAAGAGGGUGGGAGAUGAUACAGUGGGGGGACCUGCUGUUUCUCGCCAGUUGCGUAUUAUUCGAGUCCUGAUGAGAGAUCUAUUAAUUGGGGUCAAUUAUUUGCACAGCCAUGGACUUGCUCAUACAGAGUUGAGACUGGAAAAUAUCCAUAUAAGUCCUCUUGACCGACAUAUUAAAGUGGGGAUACUGGGGAAUGCUGCAGAUUUUUCUGAGAAUAGUCCAAAUGAUCUUGCAGCAGAUGAUGAUAACCUUAGGCGUCAAAUGAUGAUUGCAUUUGAUAUGAGGUGUGUUGGAUUCAUCAUGGCCAAAAUGGUGGUGCGGGAACUAAUGGAUCCAGUGAUUUUUUCGAAGUUCAAAGCAUUCCUCACACAGGGAAAUGAACCUUCCUGUUUGCGUGAAUUUUUACUCCAGACCCUCAACAAGACGUCUACAUCCGGAAAUGCUGGACUACAGAUACUUGAUAGGAACUGGGGUGCCGGAUGGAACCUGUUAUCAUUACUACUUGCAAGCAGACCAUCUGACAGAAUCAGGUGCUUAGAGGCUCUCAGACAUCCAUUUCUGUGUGGCCCACGAUGGCGCGUGGAUCCAUCCAUGGAUUUCAUCAGGUGGAGUCUUGGCUCUACUGCAGUUCGAAUUAUUGAGGAAUACAUUUAUGGCCAGCAACAACGGACUAGAGUUGCACACUUCAUCGAAUUAAUGGAGAUGCUCAAUUGUCACUCGAAGCCGAAGAAUUGGCUUGAUAUGCUACCUGGAAAAUGGCGCUUACUGUACUGCACGGGAAGGCAUAUAGGAUUGACCUUUCGCCAGCCUCCUGCUAGAGUUCUCAUUGGCAAUGUGCAUUUGACUGUAAAUAGAACAUCAAAGGUGAACACGUCCCUUUCUUUUAAAUCUGACAUGGGAUUUAGAGUUCUAGUUGGCAAAGAAUGGCCUCAUGAUAAGGCAGGUAUAGACGGGGAAUUACACGUAAACUCCUUAUUCAGGCUGAUGGCUGGAAGAAGGCUAUAUCUAAAACAAGAAAAGGAUGCAACAAAGCUACCUCCGGGCACAUCAAAUGCUCAAGAUUCUGCCAUGGAAAAAUUAUCCGGUAAAAAGUGGGGAAAAGCACUUCCAUUUGAAGAAUUUCCUUCUAGCCUUCGAGUUGCUAAACUUGUUUCUGGUGAUGUUGAGGUGGGUAUUUCUCUUGACAAGCCAUUGAGUAAUAAUGUGAAGAUUGCACAAGAUGUAGUUCAAGAAAUCCGGACUCAAGUCCCCCCAGAAAUGUUUGACCUGUCUAAAAUUGUUUGCGGAACAUAUAUUGACAAGAGGCUAUUGGUCCUUCGCGGUGUGAACGGAUCAGCGCUCUUAUUUACAAGAUCUUGUAUGGAUGAAAAUUAUACAUAAGAAAAUCAAUGUAGGCAUUAUUUUAAGUAGUAUUUUAGUCA
This is a messenger RNA of Daucus carota subsp. sativus, 2440 nucleotides long. RefSeq names its product probable plastid-lipid-associated protein 14, chloroplastic. Gene Ontology annotation, molecular function: protein kinase activity; ATP binding. The transcript has 14 exons. NCBI's taxonomy places the organism in Eukaryota, Viridiplantae, Streptophyta, Magnoliopsida, Apiales, Apiaceae. The record is from RefSeq and is a predicted model, not a curated record. Bases 375 to 2399 code for a protein of 674 amino acids. Gene Ontology annotation, biological process: protein phosphorylation.